GAUCACUUCCAGAGGUUUAUCCCAUCUGUUGGGGGACACUAUGGAGCUGAUUCCUACAGAUAUUCUCAUAGUGGUGGGAGGAUGGUGAGUGGUGUAACUGUAGGACCAUAUGGAUCCAGUAAACUGCAGUAUCCUCCCCCCCUUCCUCCAAAGCCUGGGAGCAAAGGUGGAGCUGGAGGAACUGGAACUGGCCACAGCGAGGGAUCUGCUGGUGCAAGGGGAGGAGUGGAUGGAGGUGGAAGUGGAAGUGACACCGGUGGUGGAAAAGGUGAAAAUAAAGGUGGGAGUGGGAAACAAGUUCCCCUUUUUAAGACCUACAUUUCUCCAUGGGAAAGAUCUCUAGGCAUUACCCCACAAGAGAAAAGUGAAUUCAGCAUUGAUCUCUUGUCUUAUGCCAACAAAGCAGACCUCUGUCAUUAUAAAUCUUUCAAUAGGACUGCAAUGCCUUAUGGGGGAUAUGAGAAGGCAGCCAAACUGAUGACCUUCCAAAUGCCUGAAUUUGAUGUUGGCCCUUUGGUACCUGAACCUGUUAUUUUGUAUAAUCAAGAAGGCACCAAUCGACCCUCCUUUAACAGGACCCCAGUACCCUGGCUGGGGUCAGGAGAACCAACUGAGUACAACAUUGAGGUGAAUGUACCACCGGCAGGUGAAACAGAAGAAUUAUAGAAACUCCCCUUCCUUUCAUUAAAUUUGCCUAUUUGCAUGUCUGUAAUAAGGAGUUGAACAUGCAGAAGUUUCUCAACUUUGCCCUAAGAACAACCACAUUGUAAUGCAUCUUUGCUGUGGUAUUGAUCCAUAUUGGAGUUUGAAGAAAACAAAGCACUAAAAUAGCAAGGGAGGGACAAAGAGGGAGAGAGAGGGGGGAGAGAGAGAGAGAGAGAAAGAGCUUUUUUAUUUGCACUCCAAAGCACAA
Messenger RNA from Python bivittatus (Burmese python), 913 nucleotides. The record is from RefSeq and is a predicted model, not a curated record. NCBI's taxonomy places the organism in Eukaryota, Metazoa, Chordata, Lepidosauria, Squamata, Pythonidae.